This is a messenger RNA of Rotaria sp. Silwood1, 456 nucleotides long. Lineage: Eukaryota; Metazoa; Rotifera; Eurotatoria; Philodinida; Philodinidae. The record is from the annotation of a GenBank genome assembly.
AUGAAACUUCAACAAAUUCAUGUAGAAGUUCCAUUAAAAGGUUCAUAUUUUGUUGAAAUAUUUCCAUAUACCAUCAAUGUUGAUGAUGUUAAUAUUAGGUUGAUUAAAGUUCAUAUUCAUUAUCCACGUUUAUGGAAUUCAUUACAAGAAUGGUUUAUUAAUAUUGAUACAACAAAAGCUCAAGUGUAUUUUGUUUUUGAACAUAAAAAUUUUCUACAAGAAGCUACACCAAUGGAUUUAACGAUUAAAGUUUGUUUUGUUGAAAUGAUAAAAUGGAAAAUUUUUCUUUUUCUUUUUUGUUUAUAUUGGAUUAAUGAUGUUCUUGUUCGUUUGGUUAUACCAGAAAGUAAUCGAAUGUAUUAUAUUGUGAAAAGAAUUGAUGCACAUAAAAGAUUUUAUGAACUAGAUGGAAUUAAAUUACAAAUAUCAUUAUCUGAUACAUUUGAUAAACGAUAA